Molecule: messenger RNA, 2844 nt
Organism: Dermochelys coriacea (leatherback sea turtle)
Lineage: Eukaryota; Metazoa; Chordata; Testudines; Dermochelyidae
Gene: MAPK8
Product: mitogen-activated protein kinase 8
Exons: 12
Coding region: 245-1399 (384 amino acids)
Biological process (GO): protein phosphorylation; JNK cascade
Cellular component (GO): cytoplasm; nucleus
Molecular function (GO): ATP binding; JUN kinase activity
Source: RefSeq, a predicted model, not a curated record
ACGGAGCGGGGGGGGUCUGUCCCGGGGGGGGCACACGCAGCCUGUGGGAGAGUCUGUCUCAGAGGCGGGGCAGGAGAAGCUCCCGCUUCCUCCCCCCCGCGGGCCGGCGGCGCAGGGGGCGGGGCGCUGCGUCUGUGCGCGCGGCCCGGCCCCGGCUCGUUACUCAGCGGCCGCGGCUGAGGCGGGAGGCGGCGGAGCGGUUGAGAGUGAAUUUUGGAUGAAGCGAUCUAACUAAAUUGUAGUCAUGAGCAGAAGCAAGCGUGACAGCAAUUUCUACAGUGUAGAGAUUGGAGAUUCUACUUUCACUGUACUGAAACGAUAUCAGAAUUUAAAGCCUAUAGGAUCAGGGGCACAAGGAAUAGUAUGUGCAGCCUAUGAUGCCAUCCUGGAACGAAAUGUUGCAAUCAAGAAGCUUAGCCGGCCAUUUCAGAAUCAAACCCAUGCUAAACGAGCCUACAGAGAGCUUGUUCUCAUGAAGUGUGUAAAUCACAAAAAUAUAAUUGGCCUACUGAAUGUGUUCACACCACAGAAAUCUCUGGAAGAAUUUCAAGAUGUUUACAUAGUGAUGGAGCUCAUGGAUGCAAAUCUCUGCCAAGUGAUUCAGAUGGAGCUAGACCAUGAACGAAUGUCGUACCUUCUUUAUCAGAUGCUGUGUGGUAUUAAGCAUCUUCACUCAGCUGGGAUUAUCCAUAGGGAUUUAAAGCCCAGUAAUAUAGUAGUAAAAUCAGACUGCACUUUGAAGAUUCUUGACUUUGGACUGGCCAGAACUGCAGGAACUAGUUUUAUGAUGACGCCUUAUGUAGUGACUCGUUACUACAGAGCACCAGAGGUCAUCCUAGGGAUGGGAUACAAAGAAAACGUGGAUUUAUGGUCUGUGGGGUGCAUUAUGGGCGAAAUGGUUUGCCACAAAAUCCUCUUUCCAGGAAGGGACUAUAUUGAUCAGUGGAAUAAAGUUAUUGAGCAGCUAGGAACCCCAUGCCCUGAAUUCAUGAAGAAAUUGCAGCCAACAGUGCGGACUUAUGUGGAGAACAGACCUAAAUAUGCUGGAUAUAGUUUUGAAAAACUCUUCCCAGAUGUACUUUUCCCAGCUGAUUCUGAGCACAACAAACUUAAAGCCAGUCAAGCAAGGGACUUGUUAUCAAAAAUGCUGGUUAUAGAUGCUUCUAAAAGAAUCUCUGUGGAUGAGGCUCUGCAGCACCCAUACAUCAAUGUCUGGUAUGAUCCAUCUGAAGCAGAAGCACCUCCACCAAAGAUACCAGACAAGCAGUUAGAUGAAAGAGAGCACACAAUAGAAGAAUGGAAAGAGUUGAUAUACAAGGAGGUCAUGGACCUGGAGGAAAGGACCAAGAACGGGGUUAUACGUGGACAACCAGCCCCUUUAGCACAGGUGCAGCAAUGAUCAAUGGUUCACAACAUCCGUCGUCUUCAUCAUCUGUCAAUGAUGUGUCUUCAAUGUCAACAGAUCCAACAUUGGCCUCUGAUACUGACAGCAGUCUGGAAACAUCCGCUGGACCUCUGGGUUGCUGUAGAUGACUACUUGGUCUUUUAGGGGGAUGGGAAGGGGAGUCCUUUAGUCAUUGAUAGGGCACCUUUAAGAAAAUCAGUGGUAUUAUUUUUGAGUGUUUUUUCAAAAAUAAUUGUAGGAUUCAUUUUAAAGUGCUGUAAUUUUAAACUGUAAGUUGUGUUAAAAGCAGCCACAAAAAUGUAUUUUUUUUGCUGUAAUUAACUCUGUAAAAUAUUAAACCUGAUAAUUUUAUCAUGGUUUUAAAAAAUCUGCAUAUUUGCUUUACUAUUAUGCUGCUGAUCUUUUUUUUUUUACUGAAUUUGUAAGAUUUGUUUGAUCAAAGCACAUAUUCAUGUUGUUUCUGCCGUAUCAUGUAUUAUUUAAGAUUUUAUAGGUUUUUCAAUUUUUUUAUUAGAAUUUUUUCCAAAUAUUUUGUUCAUGAUUAUCCUUCAAAGUUAUAUGCUUGGUCACUUGUUUUACCCAUGUGGAAGAGAAAAUAAUACAUUGUAGCCUGUCAUAGCUUUGGGUAUAGCUACUGUAGUGGUAGCAAUGAACACAGAAUCCUUUAAUUCUGUCUACUUGCCUAUAACAAUUGAAUAAAAGCAGCAGUUAGUGAGUUUCAUUAGGGAAGCCGUUUAUGACCCAGGGCAAAGUCAUCUCAUCUGAGAGGCAAUAUAAACAUAAAGCAAAGCAUAUCUUUAUAGCUACAGAAGUAUCCAGCCUGCCAAAAGGAGAUGGUGGCAGAACUGUGGCAAGCUGAAGCUUAUGAUCUCAUAAAACAAAAAGAGGAUACUUCAUGAAUAAUACAUUGCAAUGCAAAUAAACUGUUUACUUCUAGUAGCUCUUAGCCUGUUUUUGUACACAAAAAACAAGGUAGAGCCAGGAUAUCUAGAUUUCCAACAGGGAAAACUAUAGCUGUAGUUAUACUUUCACAUAGCAUGUGGUUCUUUGGAGUUUAAGUUCCUUAUUUUCUGUGUUAGGAUAGAGCAGUUCUGUGUUGGGUGUGUGUAUAGAAAACUCCAUCUUUUUGACCACUCUUUCUUCACCCAGAGUAACUUAUUCCUGUAAACCAGUCACUGGGGGGAGAACCUCAGGUUGUAAGAUUUCUGUAGCUAAUGCAUUAAGAGAGCAAUAUAUGCCAUGAUAAUGGUGGGAAAUAGCAGUGCGAGAUAAAUCGUUUUUCUCUUUCACUUCACUAUCAGACCAGCAUAGCAGAAAUCUUAAUAAUGGUUCUUUUUAAGCCAUGAAUGUUCAGUAUCUUUCAGCAUUGAAGCCCCAGCUGUCAAUGCUCUUUUAAAAAAAAAAAAAAAAAAAAAAAAAAGAAAAAAAAGAAAAAGAAA